AUGAAGGACGUCCAGGAGUUCAAGAUCGACCACUGGAUCCGAACUUACGGUCCUCAAAGCCGCUAUGAGCUUCAUGGCUCAUACGCGUCCGCAUUGUCCUUGAACGACCUCAAGGCCCUCUCCAGCGACCCUUCUCUGGAGCUCUUCGACCCAGACCUACAGCUCACGUACGGCUCAUUUGAGGGCUCGCAACGCCUGCGCGAGCGCAUUGCCGCGCUGCACUCCACGCCAGAAUGCACGCUCAGCGCCGACGACGUGCUCAUCACGCCGGGGUCAAUCAUGGCCAAUUUCCUCGUGCUGGACGCCGUCUCUGGGCCGGGCGAGCACGUCAUCUGCCAGUACCCGACGUUUGGACAGCUGUACCUGCUGCCCAAGUUUAGCGGCGUGGACGUCAGCCUCUGGAAGAUGGACGAGGGCAACGGGUGGAUGCCGAGCCUGGAGGAGCUGGAGCGAUUGAUCAAGCCCAACACCAAGGCCAUCAUUCUCAACAACCCGAGUAAUCCGACCGGCGCAAUCCUUGGCAAGGAGUUCUUGGAGAAGGUCAUUGCAAUUGCUCGCAAGUCCAACAUCCUCGUCUUCUCCGACGAGGUGUACAGCCCAUUGUUCUUCACGCCCGAUCGGCCUCCUUCUUUCGUGACAAUGGGAUACGACCGCAGCGUCGUGACGAGCUCGCUGUCCAAGUCCUUUGCCAUCCCCGGUGUACGAAUCGGUUGGGUCGUGACGCGCGACGCGGCCCUGCUACGGCGGAUCAGCAUGGCUCGCGACUUCACCACCAUCUCUGUAUCUCAGCUCGAUGACGCAGUCGCAGCGUUUGCCCUGGACGAAAAGGUGCUGCCCGCGCUGGUGGAGCGCAAUCUCGCGCUGUGCAGAGAGAGCAUCGGUUUGCUGGAGGGCUUCGUGGAGAGGAGCAAGGGCAGGGUGCAGUGGAUGAAACCAGACGGCGCGGGCACGGCGUUCAUCAAAGUGCUGGAUCGUGAGGGCAAGCCGGUUGACGAUGUCGAGUUCAGCAAGAAGCUGGUGAGCGAGGAGAGCGUGUGCGUCAUUGCGGGUGGGCAUUGCUUUGGCGAGGGCGAUGCGGAAGACUUCAAGGGGUAUGUGAGGAUCACACUGGGAGAUCCGAAGUUACUGCAAGAGAGCCUGCCACUGUUGGAGAGGUUCAUCCAGAAGUACUAG
Molecule: messenger RNA, 1173 nt
Organism: Purpureocillium lilacinum
Lineage: Eukaryota; Fungi; Ascomycota; Sordariomycetes; Hypocreales; Ophiocordycipitaceae
Biological process (GO): biosynthetic process
Molecular function (GO): pyridoxal phosphate binding
Source: RefSeq, a predicted model, not a curated record